Punica granatum (pomegranate) is the source of this 1379-nucleotide messenger RNA. Lineage: Eukaryota; Viridiplantae; Streptophyta; Magnoliopsida; Myrtales; Lythraceae. The record is from RefSeq and is a predicted model, not a curated record.
GUGCAUUGGACCCCUCAAAUCACGACUCGUGCUGUUUGUUUGUACAUGAUACGUGGGACCAUGCCAACAAAGGGUUGAACAUAAAUUUGGAGCAAAAGAAGUCCUUAAAUUCAGGAGCAAAAGGAUAGGCACGCGCAUGCUUAUGUUCUUGUAUAUGAAACUGCUUUCUCACUUUUCUGCUGCCUUUUUACGUAGUCUUGAGUUUGGUCUAACUUUCUGCGAUCAUCAAUGGCGAUCAUGUCUUCUUCCUCCUCUUCUUCUUUCUACGUGAGUGCGCCCACGAGCCCCGAGAAACACCUCCUGAACGUUUUGCUACUCUACUCGCACGAGCCUGAGACCAACCCGCCGACCCCCACAUGUCAUGAAGGGACAGGGUCAAGUCUCGAUGGUUUCGAGUUCGAAACAAGCAGGAGGUUUUGUUACGUCGAGGAUGAACCGCGAGAGGGAGGAGGGCAGGUCGUGGCUUUUGCUGAUGAGCUCUUCUCUGGUGGGAAAGUCCUUCCGCUGAAGCCUCCGCCGAAAAUGGAGACUAGUAAGGGCUCGGGGCGUUCUUCCCCUAGGACUUUAUCAAGGAGGAGUCUCUGGAACGAUGAUUUCGACCCGUUCGAGGCUGCUCUUAUGAAUGUUAGAAAGCAUGAAUAUCAGAGAGGCAGAAGGUCAGGAGAGUGCCUGAAAAGGAGGGCGAGGUCGCUAUCUCCAUUCAGGAGCUCGGUACUUGACGAGCCAUGUGAUGCUGGAUCGAGCUGGAUGGACCGAGACAUGAAGAAGCCAUUGGGAUGUACGAGUCUGAGCAGGGAGCACAUGGGGCUGACGGGACCUAAAGAAAAGGCUGUUCGGAGCCCAAAGAAGAUGAUUCGACCGAGAGGAGUUGAGUUUGCACGGAGAGUGAGACUGGUGAGGUCAAGGAAUGGUGGGGAAGUAGAGGAUGAAGGAUCCAUUAACGAAGAAAAGGAAUCGAAUAGGAGGCAGAAGAGCAAGAAACUGCCGCUGAAGAGCAGCAAACCGAUGACUGGGAAAUCAGAGAGCAGAAAUGAGAAGAAGAUUGAGAUCUCCGGUCGCUCCAACGAGAAGAGGAGGCUGUCGAAGAUGGUGAAGAUGGCUAUCGUCCACUACAGGCCCAGGUUGCUCCUCUGUUUGGGUCGCGGGCGGCAUUAAAACUCGGAAAAGUGAAACCGAUCGAAGAGGCCAAACAAGAUAACACGGAUCGAAUCCGAUGUUCCUGCAUCUGCAAGACGUGACGGAUGAUACAUUCGAGUUGUGAUUCCUUUCUGUUUUUCCUUAUUCCAAUAAUAAUUCAGAAGGCCAGAGCUGUUUCCACAUGGAGAUCUCCUUGAGAGUGUAGAGCUUUCUGAUUCCUCCAUAGAACCCGUUGAUUUCGU